AUGGCGAUCAAAAUGCAAUAUGGGUCGAAACUUCUGGCGGUGCUAAUAAGCAUGCUCCUUUUGACAGCCUACGUAGUAGGCCCGGUCGACGGCGAUGACACCCCAGGCGCGCCCGGCGAGGGCAAGUGCGGCUCGUGCACUCCAAGCCCACCUCCGCCGGAUCAACCCCCACCACCACCACCACCAUCACCGUGUCCUCCUCCACCACCCAAAUGGUCGCCACCUUCUCCCAAGAAGCCGCCUUCUCCCAAGAAUCCACCGUCACCAUACUCGCCUGGUACAUACCCGCCUCCACCGCCUUCAGCGAUGGUAUACAUCACAGGUCCACCAGGGCAGUUGUACCCUGUCGACCAUAAUAUCAACAGUGCCAGUCGGAGUUCGGUUAACGCGUCGCCCGUUUUGCUAGGACUGCUGGGUAUCCUGGCUUUUUGGUGA
Pyrus x bretschneideri (Chinese white pear) is the source of this 435-nucleotide messenger RNA. Its product is annotated as vegetative cell wall protein gp1-like. The transcript has a single exon. The coding region runs from base 1 to 435 and encodes 144 amino acids. The record is from RefSeq and is a predicted model, not a curated record. Lineage: Eukaryota; Viridiplantae; Streptophyta; Magnoliopsida; Rosales; Rosaceae.